Alexandromys fortis (reed vole) is the source of this 5517-nucleotide messenger RNA. It is a transcript of the gene Itgb1bp2, whose product is annotated as integrin subunit beta 1 binding protein 2. Lineage: Eukaryota; Metazoa; Chordata; Mammalia; Rodentia; Cricetidae. The record is from RefSeq and is a predicted model, not a curated record. The coding region runs from base 1470 to 2327 and encodes 285 amino acids. The transcript is spliced from 11 exons.
GCGUCUAGUUUCCCGCAACCCUUAAAAGAAAGGUUCUUUUUGGACUAGCCAGAAUUCUACCCUGGAAAAGUGUUAGGGGUUUUUCCCAAUAGAUAGGUCUUCCCUGCCUGUAAUACUCUAGGGAGUAUGCUUGGAGGCAGAGGGCAAGGGAGGGGUGUUAUUUAACAAAUCAAAGUCUGUGGUAUAUUGCUUUCUCAAGUCUGUCUGGUGCAUUCCUGAAAUGUGUUGAUUAUUGAGGGCCUUGAACCAUAGCAAAGUGAACGUAGAGCGCUCCAUUAAUCUUGAUCAUUCCUGUUUCCUUCUUUCCUUCCUUGCUUUCUUCAUCCCUCCCUCCUUCAUUCAUCAUGUUUUAAUUACUUUUUCAUCUUUAUUCCCCCAACCCCAGAGACACUGCCACAUAUAUACCACAAAACCUAAACAUCCUCCAAUGACCUAGCCCAAUUCCUCCAUUCACUCCCAGGUGAGAAUUCAGACAAAUGUCCGCAGAGGUUACAACAUACAUACGGUUCUGUUAUAUCUCAUAUAUAACCCCUUCAUGUCCUAAGGAAGACAUUUUCUCUUAGAGGUUUUCAUUUUAGUAUAUCUUUAAAAAAAGAAAAAGUCUUGUGUAAACUUGCCUCCAUGUUUCUCUUGGGUAAGGACUGCUCAAGACUGAAUGCCCUUUUCUGUCUGAUAUUGCUGUUCACAGCUUUUCUUGAUAGGCCUAGUACAAUCUUGGGAACAGGGUUGCUGUGUGUUGAAGGUCUGACAGUAGCUCUUAGCCUUGCCUAUCUUAGGUAGUUACGCUGUGCAUUUUUUAUUGGUGUACUAUGUUUGAUUUGUUCCUGAUACCUUCAAUUUGAAAUUUUUCUGAGAAAUGGAGCAGUAAUGCAGCAUCACCUUAUUAAAAUACAUCUGAAGCCUUUUAAUUUUCUGUGCUGUUUUUUGAAGGGGAAGGGAAGGAAUUCUGUCUUGGGAAAUGCAUACAGUAGACUGCACUGUCACCUUUUGAAAUACUAAACAUUAGGCAAACAUGGGCAGGGGAGGGUGAGAUGCAAGAUAGAGUGGCUAGGAUCAAUGCUGGGUAAUGGUAGUAGCAGACAAGCGACUCCAAAUGGCAGAAAAUGGAGGGGUUGUAUCCAUACCACAGGGAGGGAGGAUCUUAAUUAGUAUUUUGUUUCUUAGCAGCUGCUGGUAUGUCAGAGGCUUGGAAUUGGCAACAUCUAAAACUGCUAUAGUUACUGACCUCACCCAAGUUCCAAGGGCUCUUCCUGAGCCUCAGAGCUAAAAUACUCUGGAGCACUUUCCUAUUGGCUGGGAAGACCAACUGAAGUUCCCUUGCCCAUGUUUGGAGGUGGACGCCUCCUGAACUAAAGAUAGAAACAGCUGGCCCUUCUAGGCAGCUAAAAGCCUUCAGACUUAAGAGGUGUUCCCCACUCUGCGGCCAGACUCCUUGAAAUACCCUUUGAGUAAGCUCAACCAGCGCUUCCAUGUCUCUGCUCUGCCAUAACAAAGGCUGUGGGCAACACUUUGACCCUAAUAUCAAUCUCCCUGAUUCCUGUCACUAUCACCCUGGGGUCCCAAUCUUCCAUGAUGCACUUAAGGGUUGGUCCUGCUGCCGAAAGCGAACUGUAGAUUUCUCUGAGUUCUUAAAUAUCAAGGGCUGUACUGUGGGACCACACUGUGCUGAGAAGCUUCCUGAGGGCCCUCAGCCUGAGGGCCCUGCCACGAGUUCGCUUCAGGAGCAAAAACCUCUGAAUACAAUUCCAAAGUCAGCAGAGACCUUGCUCCGAGAAAGGCCUAAGGCAGAGAUGCCUCCAAAACUGCUGCCACUUAUUAUAUCUCAAGCCCUGGGAGUGGCAUUGGAACAGAAGGAACUAGACCAGGAACCUGGAGCAGGACUUGACAGUAGUCUGAUCUGGACUGGUUCCAGCUGCCAGAACCCAGGAUGUGAUGCUUUUUACCAAGGUCCUGAGAGUGACUCUGCUCCAUGUACCUACCACCCAGGGGCACCUCGGUUUCAUGAGGGGAUGAAGUCUUGGAGCUGUUGUGGUAUCCAGACUCUGGAUUUUGGGGCAUUCCUGGCACAACCAGGAUGCAGAGUUGGUAGACAUGACUGGGCAAAGCAGCUGCCAGCUUCUUGCCGCCAUGAUUGGCACCAAACAGAUUCCUUGGUAGUGCUGACUGUAUAUGGCCAGAUUCCACUUCCUGCAUUUAACUGGGUGAAAGCCAGUCAAACUGAGGAUAACAGCAAUUGUCCCGAAAUCCUGAAGAGAAAGAAGACAGCGUGGUAUGUCUGCCUCCAGGUACUUCAUUCCUUGUGCCACCAAGACAUGAAUGAAAUUUAAAAUGAAGUCCAUAUACUUCGGAAGGCUGAGGGAAGGAAAUUAGGUCUUUGAUAUUGUUAUCUAUGAAAUCAAACCAGCAUAAUACCUGCUCUUCUGAAGCUCUCAAGUGAAUGAACCGAGAAAUUCUCUUUAGUGUUGAAACCUAUUGGAAUUGGUUUUUUUGUGACUUGCUAAUUUUAAAAGGAUGUGUGCUUUUGGUUGUUUUGUUUUUUGAGACAGGGUUUCUCUGUGUAUCCCUGACUGUCCUGGAGCACUCUUACGUAGACAAGGCUGGCCUCCCGAGCGCUGAGACUAAAGGCAUGUGGCACCAUGCCCAGUAAGAAUGUGUACUGCUAAAAUUUUUUGACAAGUUGCCUUUCCAAAACUUAUACCAAAAGUUGAACAACAGAACAGGAGGGUGUUUCUCUAUAUUCUUACCAAAAUAAUGUACUAGUAUACUUUCUGAUAUUGCCAUUCAAAAGUACUUUUCUUCUAUGAGAAUUUUAUACAAUGUGUUUUGAUCAUAUUCACCCCUCACCCAAUUCCUCAACAUCCACCCCCACCUCUCUACCCAACCAUGUAGUCCAGUUUGUGUUGCCCAAAUUGUCUUGUUGGGGAGAGGGCGUUCCCUGGAGUAUGGUGGUCCUACCAGGGAUAACACCCUUAAAAGGACACUGACUCUCCCUUUCCAGCAGCUCUUGAAUGCCAAUAACACCUUAGUUAGGGGUGGGACUUGAUGCCCAGGACUGUAAACCCCAAUCAGUUGCUGGGACUUUGGUCUGAGCUUUCAAAGGUCUUGUGCAUACAGUCCUCAUCACUGUGAGUUCUAUAUGCAGUGAAAUGCUUCCUUGAAAAAUAUCCCCCACUUCUGGCUCUUAAGGUCUUUCUGUGCCCUCUUCCUCAGUGAUCCCUGAUAUUACCAUUUUUAUAAUAAAAGUUUUUGCCUUGUUUUGUGUUUAGUUUACAAUCUUUUGUAUUUAAUUUAUAAUCUCAUAAAAUCAGCUUUGUGUUUUUCACUGCCGCAUCCUUCAUGGCUCCAGGGAUUGGCCUAACAGGGGCUGCAAGAAAAUGAAGAAAGGAGGAAUAGGGAUACAUGAAGAAGCUGGGAUCUGGUGGCCUACUAAGCUCUCAGGUGGAGAAACUGCAACAUCCUGGAAGUUUCUUGCAUUUAUUAUAUACAGUUGAACAUGGAGAUAGGCUAUUACAUACAGCCGCAUAAGGAGGCAGGGUUAGCUAAUCUUGGGUUAGGAGCACGUUCCGUAAGGGAGCAGUCUUCAGUCAUAAGUAUCUAGGGGGAGAAAGCUCCAGUGGACGUGUUCUGCACACAGUAUCAACAUUUGUACUUAAGCAAGAGGAAGGCUUUGCUAUCCCACUGACCCUCACCCAGGAGAAAGGUUUGGCCAUCUAUCUGAGACUAGAGUCCUUGACAUGGCCAGCUCAUGUCGACAACACACUCCACUCCGGACUUCACAGACUCAGGGUUUCCUCUUCUCUCCACAUGUCACCUACUUAAAAUCCUGUAUGCUAGGCAUGGUGACACACUUUUAAUCCCAGCACUUGCAAGGCAGAAAUAGAUGCAUCUUUACGAGUUUGAGGCCUGCUUGGUCUAUAUAGUGAGUUCUAGGUCAGGCACAUCUAUAUAGUGAGACUGGCUUUUUAAAACUAAAAGCUGGCUGGGCAUGGUGAUACACUUUAAUCCCAGCACUCGGGAGGCAGAGGCAGGCUGAUCUCUCUGAGUUUGAGGCCAGCCUGGUCUACAAGAGCUAGAGCCAGGACAGUGAGAGUUACAUGAUAGAGAGAUCCUGUCUCAAAGUUAUGUCUAUUUCACUCCUGUAUGAGUAUAUAUGCCAUUCGUGGCCGCUGUCCAGUUUUAUGGUUUUUUCCUUUAUGUUGAGCAUUUUGUUUACUAAAAACCAUUAUUGGGAAAAUUAUAAGAAUGAUCUUUAUCAUAUGAGUUGAAAUAUUUCCUGAAUUGCUCUCCCCUUCUCUUCCCCACCUCUGAUCCACCAAGCUCAUUCUAUAUUUCUCUUUUAUAAAAAAGAGUUUUUUUUUCAGGCAGUGUACUGUUAGUAAUUUGAAGUGUAUAAAUAUUAAAUACUGCUUACUACUGAGUUUGCCUAUGUAAGUGUCCAUGAGUUUGCUUGUGAGAGGGAAUCCUACCCCACUUGUCCUUUUGUAUCUGACUUCAUUCACUUAGCAUGUUUCAAGCUUGAUUCAUGUUCCCUAAUUCUACCUUCAGAACUAUUUCCAAAUAACAAAGUUUCCUUAAAUUUUUUACAUGUAUUUUGUGUGCACAUGUGUUUGCUACAAUGUGCAUAUGGAGGUCACAGGACAAUUUGCAGAAAUUGGUUCUCACUUCCCACCAAAUGGGUCCAUUAUCUGAUUUGUCAGCAAGUACAUUGACCAUCUGAACCAUCUCACUGGUCCCAAGGUUUCUUUUUAAAACCUAAGUAGUGUUUCAUUCUGUGCACAGAAAUUAUCUUUUCCCUUAUCUAUCCAUCUGUUUAUGUAUGCUUUGACUGAUCUCUACAAUUUGGCUAUUGUGAAUAGUGCUGCAAUUGCUGUAUUUUCUCAAUUAUAAUUAAAUUCAAUGAAGCGGGGAGCAGAAUGGUGAUAAGUAGAUGCUGAGAGGGGUAGAGGGAAUGGGGAGAUGAUAGGCAAAGGUCUGCUGCCUCAAUUAGAAUGGAUAAGUUGAAUUUCUUUGAGAUGUAUUGUCUGUUGGAUAUAAUAAACAAUGCUGUGCUGUACACUUCAAAGCACAGUGAUGGGGUGCUUCUGUAGCACGGAUAUUUCACAUGGAAAGCACUGAGCUGCAACCCCAGCACCAGGACCACAGUUUUCAUUAUGGAAGUGAUGUGGAAUUCUCUCCGUGUGUUUUAUUACCAUUGGUUAAUAAAGAAGCCACUUUGGCCUUUGGCAGGCCGGAAAGUCAAACUGAAUACAGGGACAAAGAAGGCUGAGUCGAGGGAGAUGCCAACAGCUGCUGGAGAAGCAAGAUGUGAGGUGACAAGCCAUGAGCCUGUGGUAAAUAGAAACUAAUAGAAAUGGGUUAAGUUGUGAGAGCAAGUUAAUAAUAAACUUGAACUAAUAGGACAAACAGUUUGUAAUUAAUAUUAAGCCUCAGAGUGGUUAUUCGGAAACUGACGGGCAGGAGAAAAACCUCCAUUUACACGGAAGCUUUGCAGAGACUUUUGAAAUCCAGAAGUUUGAG